Molecule: messenger RNA, 975 nt
Organism: Paraglomus occultum
Lineage: Eukaryota; Fungi; Glomeromycota; Glomeromycetes; Paraglomerales; Paraglomeraceae
Source: the annotation of a GenBank genome assembly
AUGCUUUUCAUGAUCACACAAGCUAAACAACCCACGUCAAUCUUGCAAAGAUUUACGUCAGAUGAUAUAGACAUACUUGUCUUGCCUGAAAUGGCAUUUUCAGGCUAUUCAUUCAAAAGCAAAGACCACAUCAAGCCUUAUCUGGAAGAUGCGGAAACAGGAACGACUGUCCGAUGGGCAAAGCAACAAGCCGCCCGACUAAAUGCCUAUGUGAUGGUUGGCUAUCCCCAAAUAGUCAAAGGGAAUCCUGACAAGUAUUACAAUAGUGCAUGCUUUGUCGCCCCAUCUACCGAAGUUCUUGCGACAUAUCAAAAGCACUUUUUAUACGAAACCGACGAGAAAUGGGCAGAGGAAGGUCCAGGUUUCAUGUCGAUUGAUGUACCGGGCCUCGGAAAAGUUGGUCUUGGUAUCUGUAUGGACAUAAACCCUUAUCGUUUUGAAGCGCCUUUCACUGAUUUUGAGUUUGCAAAUUUUCAUCGCGAGCAACAGUCAAGCAUAAUACUAUGUUCAAUGGCGUGGUUAGUGAAAAAAGACGAAGAAGUGAGUGAAAGUGAUGGUGAUGAAAAUGAUCCUAGUACUGCAAAUGAUUUUGAUUCGAUUGAUGAGGACGAGUAUAAUAGCGUCAUGGAGGUUUGCAACUACUGGUGCAUGAGGUUAUUGCCAAUAUAUGAUGAUGCUUGGGCUAAUAAUAACCAGUCAAGUGAAGAAGACGUUAAGCAUAAUGGGAGGAACAAGAAAGACAAAAUUCAGGGAAGCAGCAAACUCGAGUCGUCUCAAAAAAUAAAGCGACCGGUAAUAUUAGUUGUUUGCAAUCGGGUUGGCACCGAAGAUGAAACUUUCUGUGGUACUAGCUCCGUGUUUGCAUUAUUGAACCAUCACCCAUUAGUUCUCGAUCACUUGCAAACUAAAGAAGAGAACGUCUUGAUCGUAAAAGAUGAAACCAUUGAGCAAGCGGCUAAAUUCUUGAAUCAAUAA